This is a messenger RNA of Cannabis sativa, 1325 nucleotides long. RefSeq names its product RNA-binding protein 2. Gene Ontology annotation, molecular function: mRNA binding. Lineage: Eukaryota; Viridiplantae; Streptophyta; Magnoliopsida; Rosales; Cannabaceae. The transcript is spliced from 7 exons. The coding region runs from base 291 to 1052 and encodes 253 amino acids. The record is from RefSeq and is a predicted model, not a curated record.
CUUUUGCUCUAUCUUUCUCCUAUUCCUUUCUCUGCUUUCAAUAUUAUUUUAUAACAAAAAUUAUAUUUUAAGCCUAUUACGAUAACUCAAAGUCAAGUGACUCGUACUGACUCGGUCCAAGAACUCGGUGUAGGCCUUAGGUUUCUCUCCCGGGAAAAUUCACAAGGAAAACAUUCUCAAUUCCCAAUUACAUUUUACUUUUUCCAUUAACAAUUCCCGAUCGUGAUUCCAAUGCUUCAUCGAAAUUAGAAUUUUGAUUAGGAUUGGUGUACAAGAAUUGAAAAUUUGGCAUGGCGGACGCGUACUGGAAUCGACAGCAACCGAUGAUGCACCCAUCUGGGGGUGUGCUUAAACGACCUCGUAUGGAUUACGAUCCUUCCAUUUCUGGCCAGCCUUCAGGCCACGAGAUGCACAAGUAUUUUGCACAUGAUGAUGACCAUGAUGGAAAUAGGGUAAGGGACACAAAGACAAUUGGAUCAGCGUAUGACCACUAUCUCCCGAUUGCGCAAAAUCCUUCGUUUGCUUCUGGAGAACCUAAUAUGCAUGGUGGAUUAGGAAGGGGUUUUGUUGGUGGUAUGCAAAAUGUUCCAACAACUGACCAUCCUAACAUGGCACGUCAAGGGGCUGUUAUACCUGAUUUUGCACGGAACGGUCGAACUGCUAGUUUUGAAGAUCAGCUCCCAAUGGAGGCAGCAGCUAGGCCAGGACAGGCAUUAGCCCCUUUACCUUCAGAUGCUUCUAGCACUUUGUAUGUUGAAGGACUUCCUUCUGACUGCACUAGGAGAGAAGUUUCCCAUAUCUUUCGACCUUUUGUGGGAUAUAAAGAAGUGAGAAUAGUGAGCAAAGAGUCCAGACAGCGUGGUGGAGAUCCUAUCAUCCUCUGUUUCGUUGAUUUUGUAAAUCCAGCAUGUGCUGCAACUGCCAUGAGUGCCUUACAAGGUUACAAAUUGGAUGAACACAAUCCAGAAUCGAGUUUUUUGAGGCUGCAGUUUUCCCGGUUCCCUGGUCCAAGAUCUGGUGGCACUGCAUCGCGGGGUAAGAACGUCAGGUGAACAAACUUUUAGGUACUGAGACUGAGAGACCACUACUGACCACUGGUUUCACACACAAUUUUUUUUUUUCAAUGUAUUCCUCAUUUUUCGGAAGUUUCAUAUAGCACAUUGUACCCAAACCCAAACUUGAGCAAAAUCGUUCGUGCAGGCCUUGAUUGGUGACACACAACACUUUUGAAAAUGCAUUUUGUAACUAGGGCUUACAGUUUACAAGAGUUUCAAUUAUUUAAUGUAGCACACAAAUCACUUUAUGACUAUUUUCUGUUUUGCCAA